Messenger RNA from Aspergillus ibericus CBS 121593, 1342 nucleotides. RefSeq lists its product as uncharacterized. The transcript has 3 exons. Bases 469 to 1047 code for a protein of 192 amino acids. Lineage: Eukaryota; Fungi; Ascomycota; Eurotiomycetes; Eurotiales; Aspergillaceae. The record is from RefSeq and is a predicted model, not a curated record.
UGUCAGUCCAGACUACUACGUGCCGUGCCGUCGGCGCUUCACCAUGCAAUGAGAGAGCGGGAUUCAUACCAAGAGAAAUCGAUCGGACCUAGAACAUGGCUGUAGCUAAAUUAGUCGGGUCUGGAACUUGAGCUGAUAUAUUUAUUGUAGAUGGAAGCUAUAUAAGUCACGACUUGGUCUGGGGAUAGGUCUUCUCUUUGUCUACAUGGUCUUGUCCUACUUUGCUUAUAUUAAUACGGAUCGUGAUACCUUCUCUCACACUCUCUUUGCACAUUCCUUUGAAGCGGAUUGUCCACGCUCCUUUGCCCGAUUGUUUGAUUUGAUAUAUUAAACAGUCUUCACGGUCCUUACUUUGUGUGCUCAAGAUACACCACUCAUCCUCUGGAAGCGUCCACAGACAAUCUCUGCUAAUAUACAUCCAUCUACAAGUUGGCAGACCACGCUACAGUCAAAGAAAAAGAUAGUAAAAUGGCACUUUUCGGCCUCCUCGGUGCGACCUUUCUCUGCGCCCGCAUCAUCCAACUCUGUUCCCUCAUCGCCAUUAUCGGCCUCACGGCCAACUUCAUUGCCGAGAUCGUCUCCAACAGCGCCUCCCCUCCCGCCAUUUUCAUCGGGACCAUCACAGUGACCAGCAUCGCCGUGAUCUACGCCUUCAUCACCACCAUCCUCUUCGUGGACAACAUCCUCCCAUUCCUAGCAACCGCUAUCCUCGACACUCUCAUCCUGAUUGCCGUCAUCGUCGUCUCAGUCAUCAUCGGCAAGCCACUAUCCUAUCUGCAGUGCAACAAGAUCGAGGAUGUGACAGGGGACGGAUCAUCGGCGUAUACAUUUGCCACGCAUUUGGGCAGUUAUUUAGAUGAUUUGAGCGGAAGUGUGGAUUAUACGAGCUGGAUUGGCGGCACGAAGGCGGUUUGUUUGGAGGCCAAGUCUAUUUGGGGAUUGUGUAUUGCCAUGUGUAUCAUGUUCUUCAUCUCGGGGAUUUGUGGUCUCGUGCUUUGGAGGCAGAAGAAGGCUGCGAAUGCGGGCGUGGAGAAGUUGGAGGGUUGAUGUGAUCGUCGGUGUGAUGCAGUCGUAUGCAUAAAUAAUCUGCUGGAUAAUGACGAUGGUGAUGAGAGUAUAAUGUUGAUGAUAAUGAUGGUGGCGGCGAUGGAGACUCGAUUUGCGCUCAUUUCCCUUUCCUGUCUGUUCUUUCCUUCCUUUCCUAUUGCGUCCGUGUGUGUUCUUCAUCGCCUGUCUUUUUCCUGUCUCUUUCUCCUGCUCUGUUUCCCCUAAUACUCCAGACUUCACGCACCCCAGUACCUGUACGUAUACAAACCUAACCAUCAAAAACAACCCUCCCUCC